Hylaeus anthracinus is the source of this 2203-nucleotide messenger RNA. RefSeq lists its product as uncharacterized. NCBI's taxonomy places the organism in Eukaryota, Metazoa, Arthropoda, Insecta, Hymenoptera, Colletidae. The transcript has 5 exons. The record is from RefSeq and is a predicted model, not a curated record. The coding region runs from base 454 to 1032 and encodes 192 amino acids.
AAAAGCAAUAUAGCAACGAACUAUUUGGAACUAUCCUGCAAUUCUAUAUGUAAUUAUUAAUAUAUUUUACAUCAUCGGAAGAAAAUAUUUAAGGUAUCAAAUAAUAAAAAUAAAAUUUUGAUUUACCACGCAUCAAUCUACGAAAUAUCCCUAGCCAGAGCGUCGUGUCGAAGUUGCAAACCAAUUUUGUCUCUAUGACCUGUUUACAUUAAAUUUCAUCUCAUGAAAUAUACCAUAUACAUCUAUACAUGCUGCUCCAUUAAUCAUAAUAUAAUCAAAAGGAAGAUUUCAUGCAAGAUGAAUGAAAAAUAUUACAUGAAAUUUUUGUUUGGAAAUACAAUAACCACAAACUAGUCAUAGUAACGCCAUCAAGCGUUUUAGCUAAGCAACCACUAGUAUUUUCCUCGAACGGUAAAACCCGGCUACUCGGUUGUAUUAUUGUUAUUUAAAAACAUGGAUAACUUCUCUGAUCCUCUUAGUUUUAAUAAACAAACAGCUACCCUAUUGCGUGGUUUGGGUGUACCUGAAUUAAUACCAGAAUGCAAGAAAAGAAAUAUAUCAACUGAUACGUUGCAUGAACUCAGUACACAGGAAUUGAUAAUGUUAGGAGUCGAUCCUAUUAAGGCUGAGAAAAUUAGGAAUUCUUUAAAUGUAAGAAGGAACAGAUCUGGCACUGUAAUAACAAAUUCUUCGGACAGACUUCAGCAUUGUCUUGAGAUAAUUAAGCACUCAGAGCAACAGAUAUCUCUAAUACAAGCAUUUGUAGCUUAUUGUAGAUUAAGGCUUGUGAAAGAGAGAAUUAACAUUUUUGUGGAUCCCAACAAAUGUUUAAGCGCAUCUGACGUAUUAUCAAUUUCUGCAAAUGCAACAUUGGCAGAAUUAGAUGAAGUGAUACAAAAUCUUUCUAAACUGGAAAAAUUAAUUUUAAGGUCAAGAGGGAAACCAAAACACGACAAAAACCAUCGACUGUAUUUUCUAAUUAGUGGAGUAGGUUUAGUAUCACUUGUAUUAUUAAAGAUAUGUAUGAGAUGAUUACUUUGAUGUAAGCAAUUUAUAAAUAAUAAACAAGCAAUCCUAUUUAAAUCUAGUAAUAAUAGUCUAGUAAUAAUAGCCAGGAAAAUUAUUCCCAAGCUAUAAUUUGUUUAUUUCUUAUCAAUAUUUUUUGUCUAUAAAUUUGUAAAUUAAAGUAAAUAAAGGAGGUUCGAUUCUAUCGAAUUUAUAUCGAUAUCCAUUUAAAUUUUACCGCGUUUCAAGCAAAUGACAUUAUUAAUUGACUGAGUAGACAAAAAGACGAUGGCUGAAGAUAUCAUUACUCUUGUCUAUAAUAUUAUCAGAGUCUGCUCUGAUUCUAUAAUGACUUGAAGUCCUUGUUGAGCUAAGGAGUUCUUCAAGGACACUAUGCUUAUACCCCUGUCUUUUUUAUUUUCGAAUUUCGCUUUUGAAAUAAAAUGAUGAAUGCCCUUGAAGUUUCAAAAUCCAAACAAAGACUUUACACUGUGACCCAUGAGUUUCAUACGUAACGAAGUAUACGUAUUUUACAUGGUUUGGUACUUAUCAUAGGUAAAUUACAUCACAUAUGUGAUGUAAACCACGUGGUUUACCAUAGACAAGAUGCUACUUAAUUGUGAAAAGAAAAUUAACUACAGUGAUGGGCAAAACCCUUGGCUUCAAAUAAAUCUGAAGUUUGCUAAUAUGUUUGUCUCAUUUCCUCUCUUGAAAAUUUUCCAAAGAAGGAAAUUACUAAUACUUAAUUUAGGUAUUCAUUUGUAUCUGACAAAUCGAAAUAAUGACUAAUCUAGUAAUAAUCAUACAGGUGUAUAUGAUUUGCUAAAUUAGAUAAAAUAUAAAUCAUAACAUCAUAUUAUGGAAAAAAGGAGUACAAUUAUGAAGGAGAGACCUUUGCAUUAAUAAGUAAAUAUUAUUAAUAAUGGAUCUAGGAAAAGCAUUAUUUUAAUCGUGUAACUUUUUUUCAAGCUCCAAUUUCAUGUUUUCAGAAAAUGUCAAGUAUAUAUUGCAUUGUGUAAUGUAUACUUGUUUACUUUAUUUGCAACUUAUUCGUACUUUUCCUAAACCUGAUGCGCUUGUUAUACGGAAUCGAAUUAAACGCUCGCAAUUAGUAUGCAGUGCUUUGUUCUGCGUAUAAAAAAUGAGUACGGUAUAAAUGAAGCCAAUGCCAAUUAUAAUUAUAAUAGCUGAAUAAGCU